AGUCCCUGCCUGUGUAUCGAAUAUGCUCUGAUCUAAUUUGACCGGAAAAGGAGAAUGACUGGAUCGGUCCAGUCGGGUUCUCCAAAGAUUGGUCGUACAAUUGACCGUCUAACAAUGGACGCGUGUCCCCCACUGCUCCUCCUAUUUAAGUGCAUUGCUCCCUCGCAUUCCCAAUUUGAAGAAGAAACAAAACGCCCUCAGCAUACGGCUCCCCCCACCUCCAUUAUCACCUUCCAUUGUUGGCAGAGCCGAUCGAGCUUAGCACAGUGAGAAGGAGAUGUGCAAUACCGCUCCGCCCUCCUCUUCUCCCCCCUUCCCUUCUCUCACCAAAUCUCAUAUUUCGAACAGCACUGCUCCUGAUGACCUCCAUCGCCAUCCGACUCUCUCUGAGUUAGCGGAUGAGAUGCGCGCCAUCGGGAAGAUAUCGGUGCCGGCCGCUGUGACGGGGCUCAUGCUUUACUCGCGCGCCAUGAUUUCGAUGCUCUUCCUCGGGUACCUCGGCGAUUUGGAGCUGGCCGCCGGUUCGUUGGCGAUUGGGUUCGCCAACAUCACCGGCUACUCCGUGCUGUCCGGGCUGGCGAUGGGCAUGGACCCCAUCUGCGCACAGGCCUUCGGCGCCAACCACCACAGACUCCUCGGCCUCACCCUGCAGCGGGCCACGCUGCUUCUUCUUUCAGCCUCCCUUCCCAUCUCCCUCCUGUGGCUCAACGCCCGCUCCGUCUUGCUCUUCUGCGGCCAGGACGAGCAAAUCUCCUCCGCCGCGCACGUCUUCAUCACCGCCGCCGCCCCCGACCUCCUCUUCCUCUCCUUCCUUCAUCCGCUCCGUGUCUUCCUCCGUGCGCAGAACAUCACCCUCCCUGUCACCUACUGCUCUUUCUUCUGCGCCGCGCUCCAUGGCCCGCUGACUUACCUUCUGGCAGUGCGCCUCCGACUUGGCAUCGCCGGCGUGGCCGCUGCCAUGAUCUGGACCGACCUUAACCUCCUCACCUGUCUGUUGCUCUUCCUGCUCUGCUCCGGAGUGUGCCGGGACACCUGGCCCGGCGGCCCCUCCGCCGACUGCCUCCGCGGGUGGCCGGCACUGCUCCGACUCGCUGCUCCCUCGUGCGUGUCCGUCUGCCUCGAGUGGUGGUGGUACGAGUUCAUGAUCAUCUUCAGCGGCCUCCUCGCGCACCCCCGUACCGCCGUCGCCUCCAUGGGCAUCCUAAUCCAGACCACCUCCCUCGUCUACGUCUUCCCCUCAGCGCUCAGCUUCGGCGUCUCCACGCGCGUCGGCAACGUGCUCGGCGCAAACCUGCCCUCCAAGGCCCGCGCUGCGGCCACAGCAGGUGUCGUCUGCGCGGUCGCGCUCGGCCUCGUGGCGACCGCGUUCACGGCGUCGAUGCGGCACCAGUGGGGACGGCUGUUCACCCGCGACGCGGAGACACUGAAGCUCACCGCGCUCGCGCUGCCCAUCACCGGGCUCUGCGAGCUCGGGAACUGCCCACAGACGGUGGGCUGCGGCGUGCUUCGGGGGAGCGCGCGGCCCUCCACUGGCGCUAACAUCAACCUUAGUUCUUUCUACCUGGUGGGGAUGCCCGUCGCCGUGCUCCUUGGCUUCGUCGGCAAGAUGGGAUUGCUGGGCCUGUGGCUGGGGCUCCUCGCGGCGCAGUCCUCGUGCGCGGCUCUCAUGGCCUUGGCACUCACCAGAACGGAUUGGAUAGCGGAGGCAGAGAGAGCCAGAGAAUUGACCAAUUACCCUAAUUCAAAUUCAUCUUCAACCAUUCCAAUUUCUGUUCCUGCUUCGGAUGACGUAAUUGAUGCCACAACUCCUCUGUUUACUAAUUCCAUGGGAGCAGAGAAGAAGCCUACAGCUCUACAACACGUCUUAUCCGUGAUUCACGAAGAUGUGAAGACGGCAACUAGUGAUUCAGAAACAGCUCCUCUCUUUCUCAGUAUCGAUUGAACUGGGUUCAUCUAUUCAUUUAUUUUCCCUUUUUGUUUUAUAAUCAGGUUUUUCUUGUAAACCUAAUCCCAUUCAUUCCUCUGUCUUUUUGUUUGUUUACCUUCAUUCACCGACUGGAAGCUGCGACCAAAACUAAUGCGAGGAAGAUCAUAGACAGCGACGUCAAAAGUUACAACUUUUUGCGUUGAAUUCCCCUGUUGUUCACAAAUUGGAGAGUAGAUGCUGCAAUCUACUUUUUAGCACUUGGAUUUAGUAGCUUAUUUGGAAAUUGACUUUUUUUUACU
Molecule: messenger RNA, 2226 nt
Organism: Zingiber officinale
Lineage: Eukaryota; Viridiplantae; Streptophyta; Magnoliopsida; Zingiberales; Zingiberaceae
Product: protein DETOXIFICATION 48-like
Exons: 2
Coding region: 278-1942 (554 amino acids)
Biological process (GO): xenobiotic detoxification by transmembrane export across the plasma membrane
Cellular component (GO): membrane
Molecular function (GO): antiporter activity; xenobiotic transmembrane transporter activity
Source: RefSeq, a predicted model, not a curated record